Epinephelus lanceolatus (giant grouper) is the source of this 8050-nucleotide messenger RNA. RefSeq names its product zinc finger protein 827 (gene znf827). The record is from RefSeq and is a predicted model, not a curated record. Gene Ontology annotation, cellular component: nucleus. Gene Ontology annotation, biological process: positive regulation of transcription by RNA polymerase II. NCBI's taxonomy places the organism in Eukaryota, Metazoa, Chordata, Actinopteri, Perciformes, Serranidae.
GUGAGCAUGUGUGUGUGUGUGUGUGUGCGUGCGUGUAUGUGUGCGCGCGUGUGUGUGUCUGCUCUGCUGUUGCUGCCCUUUGAUCCCUGCAUUAGUGUUAGUUAGGGGCUCGGAGACACACUUGCACCGAGAGCAGCCAUAGUCAAGACACGGCAACAACAACAGCGGCACCUCCUCCGCCUGUGUUCCCAUUCCCCAACAAUACACUUUAAACCGAGCAAAGCCAGGUGCACGACCAAGUCCCUGCCAUCACUGGCGCCUCCAGUCUCAAUGGGAAAAACCUUUUUUCUUCUUAUCCCCAAACAAGGACGAGAAUGUGAUUAAAAACGGGGGAAAAUGCCAAGGAGGAAGCAGGAGCAACCCAAGCGCCUGCCUUCACAUGUGGACAGCAACGAGGAAGGAGGGCCAGAUGACGGUCCUGUGGAGGAAGAAGGCUGGUUUGGGAAUGCUUCUGACACACGCUCAGAGUCGUCGUCCUACGGAGACACCCAGGAUGAGCUUCUCUUGGCCAGGGGCUCCUCUCCUGAUGAACGGCCUGGAGUCAGCACUGGGUCCGGGGACCACGAUACCUGUGGAGGUGAGAGCUCAUUGGGUUGCCCCACGCCCGUCCAUCGUGCCUCUUUGGAACUUCUUGGACUGGAUGGAGGUGCAUUCUCGACCCAGGACACACUCUCCUCUGUGGUAUCGUCACUGUAUGGCGAGGCAGCAUCUCGUGCCCUGGGAAAACCCCUCAGCAGCAACCUACGGCGCCUCCUAGAGGCUGGGUCGCUGAAACUUGACACUGGGGAGCUUCUGGGUCGGUCAUCCAGGGGAGGUGCUGGGGGGGAGUCUCCUCCGAUAGGUCUAGCCCCACCGUUGACUCUCUCCCCGUCUUCCCACCACGCCCAGCAGUUAAGUGCUCUUGCCCGAAAACUGGCCAAUAACAACAACAGCGGCUCAGCCUCACCAGCCUCCUUGGCACCCUCAGUCACCAACAUUAAGCAAGAGCCCCUUGACCCCUUUAACUCUGUCACCCCUAGCAACGGCAGUGGCUUCGUAUGGGCAGGUGUUGCAGAUAAGUGGCCACCGGCCAGCUGCUCCACACCCUGCGGCUCCAGCUUGUCCCCAGACUCUGCAAUCCAGAAGUUAAAAGCAGCAGCGAAUGCCGUGCUCCAAGACAAGAAUGCCGUGGCCUCCUCCUCAACGACUCCUUCCUCCUCCUCCACUUCUGCCUCAUCUGCAGUGCCCGCCCUCGGAGGGGGUGGUCGGGGAGAAGACGUGGUGCGCUUUGAUGCCUUCAACUCUCCGUUCAGCCCACAGUCAGCUAGCUCCACCCUCGCUGCACUUUCCAAGAAAGUCAGCGAGCGGAGCCAAGCCUCGUCAACCGCCAGUGCUGCUACUGACCACCAGUCCUCGGCUAGUUCCUUUCUCUCACUUGUUUCAAUGACCUCCUCUGCUGCCUUGCUCAAAGAGGUGGCAGCCAGGGCAGCGGGAAACCUGCUGGCAGAGAAGAAGGAUGGUUCCUCCUUGGCGACUCCUGGGGUCCUCCAAGAGGAUGUGAAGCCCCUGCUGGACAAGAACCAGAAGGCUCCCACGCCCUCUACACCCACCCAGAGCCUAGACCUGCUGUUACCCUCUACUCCAAAGGGCAGAGGCAAACCCAACAGCCAAGCAGGCUCUCCUGAGGAUGGUGGCAAACCAUUCCAGUGUCCUGUGUGUGGACUGGUCAUCAAACGCAAGAGCUACUGGAAGAGACACAUGGUCAUCCACACAGGCUUGAAAAGCCACCAGUGUCCCUUGUGUCCCUUCCGCUGUGCUCGCAAAGACAAUCUUAAGUCCCACAUGAAGGUACAUCAGCACCAGGACCGGGGUGAGACCUUUCAGUGCGAACUUUGCCCCUUCACCUCCUCCCGUCACUUCAGCCUGAAGCUUCACAUGCGCUGCCACCAGCACUUCCCUCGCACAGACGUCAAGGUGAAAGAGGAGCUCACCACCGACACGGAGGGCGAGGGCUCCCUGAUGGGCGACAGCGGCUCCGCAGACCUGAGAGGCACCGACUUGUCCCCGCUGCACUCAGACACCCAGCAGCAGACGUCCCCUCCGGUCGAGGCUUCCUCCAAUCACGUCCACAUCAAGGAGGAACCACAGGAAAGAGAUCUGUCGGUGCUGUCCCCCUUUAGCAUGUGCAGGGACCGUCCCAGCAGCAGUGCCAACUCCCUGGACCUACCUGGAGUUGGGGUAGGAGUCGGGGUCAGAUCCAGUCCUAGCGGUCCAACAACAGCCUCCCUCUUCAGCCCUGACAUCACCACCAAGACGGCCACUGACCUGCUUAUGAAGCUUUCAGCAGCCAACCAGAGGGAGACGCUCAAGUCUCCGUUCCACCUGAAGGAAGAGCCCAAAGUGGAGGAAGCGCUGAGCCCGAGACCAUCCUCCCAGUCCCAGAGCCAGGUCCAGCCAAGCUUCCCUGCCACUUUCUGCCAGGAGGGGCCAGCGGGGGCGACAGCAGCCACAGAGCGUCCAGGGUCGCUGAAACCGAGGGAAGGGAGCCCCAUGGCAAAGAACAGCUUGCUGAGCCAGGAUAUCAACGUUAAGGUGGCCUCUGAGCUGCUGAUUAAGCUUUCAGAGAACAACAAAGAUCAGUACCAGAAGGUGAAGGUAAAGGCAGAGCCCAUGGAGGUGGACCCACCCCCUGCAGAACUCACCCCACCUGCCUCUCACCUGCUGGCCUUCAGCACUUUAGGGGCGAGUGAGAAGACUGAGCCAAUGAGUAACCUCCCCGAGACGUUGGCCCGCCCCCAGAAAGACCUCUUCUCCCAGGACAUAUCGGUCAAAAUGGCCUCCGAACUACUGUUCAAAUUGUCAGAAAAAGUCAGCAAAGCCAACAACCACAAAGACAGUAACAUGGUGGGAAUAAACAGUCCGUUCCUGGACGAGUGCUUCAGACAAUCACCCUUUAACUCGCGCUCCAAGAGCUCUUCCCCCGCAGAAGCCAGCUCCUCUACCAGGGCACCAUUCCACGACUCAGAAAAGGAUGACGGCGAGCCGGGAAACGGGAUCGCCCAGUGGAGACUAAAUGAACAGCUCUUCCCCUGUCCUGUCUGUGGCAAGGUGUUCGGUAGACAGCAGACCCUUUCCAGACAUCUGUCUCUGCACACAGAAGAGAGGAAGUACAAGUGUCACCUGUGUCCUUAUGCAGCCAAGUGCAGGGCUAACCUCAAUCAGCACCUGACCAUCCACUCUGUCAAGCUGGUCAACACAGACGCCGAGCAGAUCGUCAGCGCUGUUACAGCUGACUCUGCUGAGCGCAAGAACUGCCCCUACUACUACAGCUGCCAUGUGUGUGAUUUCCAGACGGAGCUGAAUGCCCAGUUUGUCAGCCACAUGUCGCUCCAUGUGGACAAGGAGCAGUGGAUGUUCUCGCUCUGCUGCAGCGUCUGUGACUAUGUCUGCAUGGAGGAGAACGACAUGAAGAACCACAUUAGUACUGGACAUGCAGGUCUGAACUCAAGGAGUCCCCUCAGUGAGACCAAGAGCACCUCCUCGUCACUCUCGGCCCUCAGCGACUCACUCAACAGCUCGGAGGGCGGAGACCUCACCCACGGUAACGAAGAACUCAGGGGCCUGCUUGCCCCGCCCUCCUCCGCAGGCAGCCAGUCCAGCUCUGGAAGCCACUCGGGAUCAGGAACUGAGGACAAGUCUGACAAAGGCUUCGAGUGUGUCUUCUGCAAUUUUGUGUGCAAGACGCGUAGCAUGUAUGAACGGCACCUCCAGAUCCACCUCAUCACGCGAAUGUUUGAGUGCGACGUCUGCCACAAGUUCCUUAAGACGCCUGAGCAGCUGCUGGAGCACAAGAAGUGCCACACCGUCCCCUCCGGAGGGCUCAAGUGCCCUUUCUGCAUCUACUCCACCAAUCGUCCAGCGGCCAUGGAGUGCCACCUUAAGACGCACUGUAAGAUGGAGUACCGCUGCCGCAUCUGCCAGGGACUGUGGCCCGACCAGGCCUCAUUGGAGGCCCACAUGCGCGGGCACCGCCUGGGCAACCACUACAAGUGUGAGCAGUGUGGCUACUUGUCCAAGACGGCCAAUAAGCUGAUCGAGCAUGUGCGUGUGCACACGGGCGAGCGGCCCUUCCACUGCGACCGCUGCUCUUAUAGCUGCAAGCGCAAGGACAACCUCAACCUGCACAAGAAGCUGAAGCACGCGCCACGCCAGACUUUCGGCUGCCAAGAGUGCCCUUUCACCACCACACACCCCUUUGUCUUCAGCCGCCACCUCAAGAAACACCAGAGUGGAGGAGCGGGGGGACUGGACGGAGGCUUAGGAGGAGAAGAGGUGGAGGAUGAUGAGGAGGCAGGAGAGGAGGAGCUGCCACUCCAGGGAACAUCGCCAGGGGGCUCGUCACUGCGGAAGAGACAGGAGAACUUCCUGUUCAGCCGAGGAGGAGGGAGCAGCGGAGGGAGUGGGAGUAACAGCCCACUCAUGAGUCUAACGGCGUCCCAGGCGCUCCAGUCCGUUGCCCUGUCACUCACACUGGGCAAGUCCCACCAGCUGGACGCCGGCAGCCCUCUGCACUGCGUGGUCAGCGCGAACGGCAACAACGCCACCAGAAACCCCGGCGGCCCGAGCAGCGGCAGCCCCUCCCUCUUCCUCCCCUCCUCCCGCCACGUGUUCGAGCAGUACAGGAGCUGCGACCGGGCGCACCUGAUCCCCCUCACCACCUUGUUCACCCACAACAGCCGCUUCACAUUCCACUCGCACCUCCACUCCAGAUGGCGGCCCGCCACAUCUCCUCUCCUCUUCUCCUCCAACUCGGCGUCCCCCUCCCGCUCUCCCCCCUCGCCCUCCUCCCACAAACACUCCUUCCUGGCCUACCUGGGACUGAUGGAGAGGGCCAAGACUGUUUGACCUCGCCCACCUCCUCUCCUCCUCCUCCUCCUCCUCACUCUUUCCCUCACUCCUCGGACGGUGGUGUGAAUGACACUUGACCACUGCAGUGGGAGCAACGUCUUUUCCAAUCAGACCAGCAGAAUAAGCUGGACCAGACAAACAUAUUGAAGAAAAGAAGAAAAAAAAACAUUUAUAAGAGAAAAAGGCUGUACAUGCUAAAAAUGCAUUUAUAUCAAAAAGCUGCUUUUCUUAUCAGUUCUAUCAAUUGAAUUAUUACUACUUCAACUACUACUCUCUAUUACCUUUUUUUCUGUUUUUAAAUGUCUGAAUGACUUGGACCCAGUUGCAUUAUCUGAGGAAACUAACGUAUCUCAGUUUUAUAGAUAUUUUUCUUUAGUCGUUUGACGAGAUAAAAAGAUGAAACAAAACUUGCAAGUGCUAUAUUUUAGUGCAUUUUUGUCUCUUGCUAUUAUGCAUCGAAAUAGCAUGCCUGUGUUUCAACUAGCUUUGACGUCAUUAGGAAGCUAAAUUCGAGAUAUCCUGAAGUGUUAGCGGUGCAACGUGGACAGAACCAAUGAAACGGAAUGCUUUUCAUUGUAAAAGGCACGUUUCCAAAGCAACGCCUCAAACCACGCACUUACUUAUUUAUCAGUCUUGUACAUAGUUUUGUAGCCCUUCCCCUUCCCAUCUUUUUGAUUUCUGUUGUUUUUUUGUAUAAUGGUGAAACCAUAUUAUGCAUCGCUGCUGCCUGAUAUCACCCCCGUCUCGGAGUCAUUUCAGUGGGUUACUAGCUAAUUUUAAUAGUUCUCACAAAACAGAAGAUAAGCUGUGAUGAUGUAAAUAAGACAAAUCUGACCUAUCCUGACAAGAAAUAUAGAUUUAUUGCUAAUAAUUUGAAAGUAAAAUGUUGACUAUGAAUUUGCACUCGCAGGUGAAUAAGCAGUGAAAUAACGACACGACAAACAGAAACAUGAAUUCAUUACGUCUGAGACCAGGUGGAUAUCAGCGCAGCUCCACAUGCAGAACUAUGUAUGACGCACCUAUACUUAGAAGAGAUAUAUGAGAUAACUGUUUUGUGGAGGUGACCAGCUCUGGGUUAGCGAGCUACCCACAGCCAGGGUCACCACAGGCCGAUUCAAUGGUGCUUUUUGGAGCUUUUUGUAAUUUUUUGUGUACAAAAAAAAUAAGAAAAAAACUGUUCCAAAAUGACUUGAAUGAAUGUAUUUUUGUUUAUGUACAUGAAAAAGAAGCGAUACAGAAGUGUGAACAGGGACGUCUUCUGUGCUGGAUAAAGACGGGAAAGUUAGUGUGUUUGGUGGCCUUCUGUGUCUUUCGUUUGUUUUUGUUUUUAUUUUUUUUGUCUUUCAAUUUUUUUUAUUAUUAUUACUUUUUUUUACUGAGCCUUUUACAUCAUAAUAAAACAUUUUCUACUAACAUUCAUAGAGGAACCCAUCGUGAGAAAAAAGCUCCUGUAGGUGCAAUGAUGAAGCAAAGCCAUUCACUUGUACAGCGUUGCGUUCAAUGGCACUGGCUUCUGUUAGGCCGGCAGACAUGGUACUGCGUUUUGCCCCAACCCCCUUUGAGUUUCAAUUGCACUUAACGUAGUUAUACUUCAAGCCAAAAGCACUUAAAUCUUUAUUUUCCUUUUUUUUUAAGUGCAAACUUAGGUCCACCAGGUUACCGUAAUGUGAAGUGGACAGUAGUUGCUGGAAAUGACUCAAUCAACACCCCUUAGUUUCACAUGUAGGCAUUUCGAGCGGUGCAAAAGGGUCUGCCUCUGUGAAAUCGGAGAACGUCAGUGAAUACAAAUUGCAUGAAUUAGACAGUAGAGGUCAAGCUCUCCCUGGGAACUAAAGGUCCCAGGCUAAAUUGUGAUAGCCAGUUUUGCACAGCGCUGCACUUUUUGAUUAAGAGAAUAUGUAUUUAUCCGUAAAUUGCUCAAAAAGAAGUAUGUUUGCGAGACAGGGCAGCAUAGUACAAGCAUUUUAUUUUGAAAAGAUGAAAAAAGCUUUACCCAUUACUGAUGGCGCUUGUGUUUGUAAGUGGUCUUCAAGCCAAAAUCCCUUAUUGUUAAGGGAUUGGUUUUUUUUAUUUUUUUAUUUUAAUUUUCCUUAUGUUCUCCUUUUGUUUAUUUCACUCAUGCAUUUUUCUUACAAUGAAUCAUUGUUGCUUUUGUUUAUUUUUCUACUUAAAUCAUGUCAGAAAAAUGUCGAUUGGACAGAGAAAAUGAAUUGUCGAGACCAAAAUGUAAGUCGCCGCAGGAUGUGAUGUUAGGAUUGAAUCCGUCACUACCUGCCUCUGGAGCGAUGCCUCGAUUGUCCCCCUUUACACUGCUGUUUGUUUGUUCCUUUUUGCUCUAUCAAUGUCUGGCAUGCUGUCUCUGGAGUGAAAGGAGCAUCCCUUCAAUACACACACACACACACACACACACACACACACACACACACACUCUCUCUCCUUGUACUAUCUACGUUAUCUUUUAUACUCUAGUGCCACUUGGUGGAAGGAAACCACCUGAGACUUCUGAGAAUGAGUCAAACUAUUUGUCAGGGUCCAAAAGAAAAAAAGAUGAAUAUAAAAAGAAUGUGUCCACUCUUGACACCUUUUUAAAAUGUCUGCCUUUUAUUACAGCGUAAUCAUGAAUGGCUGCACUUCUUUCUGUCCCCCCUAGUUUGAGUGUAAUGUUUAAAAAGGCAACAGGGCUCUAUCCUUUUAAAAACCGAUAUUCUUAAGCACUUAUUCUGUUUUAUUUUAUUUUACUCGUAAGCAGCACAGUGACCUUUUUUUUUAUUUUAAAGCUUAACUACCUUCUCAGCACUUCAGAGUAUGCAUGACAUUGCCCUCAGCACUUAAUUGUGUUUAAAACUAACUCCCCUCGGUUGCAUUUAGUUAGCAUCACACUGCACUGUCUACAAUCAGUUAGCUUUAAGUUUGGCUGUAUUUUAUGAUUAGAAAAAGGCUCAGCUAUCUUUUGGCACUCGGUAAAGAUUGGUAUGUGCUGUACAAAGCUUUUUUUUUAUUACUCCAUUGUUAAGGCUGUACAGGGUUGUGACGAUAACUGGUAAAUAGAUCAUUUGUACUUUUUUGGUUUUGUAUUUGUUUUCUUUGUUUGGCAUUAUUUUAUGUUCAACUUGCCAGGUCUAAAUGUAACAGGAUUUGAAAGUAAAGCUUACAUCAAAUAUUA